Molecule: messenger RNA, 7730 nt
Organism: Porites lobata
Lineage: Eukaryota; Metazoa; Cnidaria; Anthozoa; Scleractinia; Poritidae
Source: the annotation of a GenBank genome assembly
AUGGCCGAUAAUUUACUACAAGGGCUUCAGGCGGCCGCAAAUGCGACAUCACAGGCAGGGGUGAGUUUCUUGCUAACUCUUUUUCUUUUGAACUGUUCGGUUGGCGUUCGAACAUCAUAUAGCAAUGCAAUCGUACAUAGAUUAUACAUUGUCAUUAACAUUAUUCUUAUUAAUUUUUUUUGGGCAAUAAUGAUAGGCCCUGCAAUAUUUUGAACAGCUAAAGAAUUCCCCAGACGGCUGGAAGCUAUGUGGUGAUGCCCUAAUUCGAAAUCUUUACAGGUAAUUGAAAUUUGAUGUUAAAGUUAAUUGUUUUACGGUGGUAUUAAGUCGUUAACGUUUUGGUCCUCAUUGAGCAUUAUUUCAGAACUUGAUUAAAACGAGGAAUUGUUUGAUAUAAUUUAUAUUGAUUUUAUGUUAUCAUUCAUAAUUCACAUGCAACUAUAUAGUACAUUAUCUUUCAUUCAAAAUAUUUUCUCUAUUUCUGAUUGACCAAAUUUGGAUAGUCUGGAACAGGCUUUUAGCCAGACAUUGAAAACUGGCCGUCCAGAAGGUAUGUUUUGUCAUAAAAUUAUAAGAGAUUAAGUGAAUUUUCCUCUUAUUUAUUCCAAAAAUGGGCGUCCAUAGGACGGCUGGACUCCCUUCUGGCUAAAACCUUGGUCUGGAACCAGCUCCGCAGUCGGGGAAAAGGGCAAAAAACAGGGUCAAAAAGGAAAAAGUGGUGGCCUGGAGGGGGGAGGGGAGGGGAUGUAGCAGAGCCUAGACAUGCCUUUGUUGCUGCCAUUCUGUGAUACCAUUCUGGUGGCAAAUGUCUUCAUGUUGACAGAUUCGCGGUACUGUGGACAGUAUCACACUCUUUCAAUAUCAUGCUCAUACAAUUCGAGAAAAGAUUUUAAAAGAUGAACGAGGGUGGAUUGGUUGCAUCAACGCAUUUCUCCAGGCUCUACCCUUUCUCUUCCCCAGACUACCUCUUACCCGCUUUGCUUCACUAUAGCGAAGACCCCACUAUACAGCCUGUAACCAACAAUUUUUUUGGUACCAUGGCACUUCGUUAUAGUGGGGUUCCAUCAAAAUCCUGCAAACAAGCUAGGGCUGGCAGGAAAUGAACAAUUAAGGCAAGUGGGAUUUCAAUUUGGCUUGCCGAAUGCUCCCAAUCUUCUUGCGGCCCCGACACCUAAAAACAACAGCGAACAGACUGCUUAUCUUGCAAGCUACACAGGCUAAUGUAACUAGAGAUGCAGGGCUCGAAAUUAAAAAAAUCCUCAGGUUGCCCUGUGGCGAACAACUGCAGAAAUAUAGUCGUCAGAUGCAAAUUUUUAGUCUCCUGUUUUUAUAAUGUAAAUGACGCAGCUCAGGGCUUGUGAUAUUUUGCACGGUCGUGAAGCCAUGAAAUUCACAAAAGCAUGCAAAAUACCGCAAAAUUUGGUAGAAAUCUUAUGAGAUACAUGUCUGUACAACAUAUUUGAAAUUUAUCUCAGCAAAUUUAUCUUGAAACUUCGUCACUAUAACAUGCCAACAACAUCCCGAAACUACCAGGCGUAGAUUAUAUUGUGAAAAACUGGGCACUAGCCAUGACGUUAAAGGCUUUGCCAUUGGUUCAUUUCCGUCAAAAUCCUGCAAACAAGCUAGGGCUGGCAGGAAAAUAUGAACAAUUAAGGCAAGCGGGAUUUCAAUUUGACUUGCCGAAUGCUCCCAAUCUUCUUGUGGCCCCGACACCUAAAAACAACAGCAAACAGACUGCUUAUCCCUCAGGUUGCCUUGUGGUGAACAACUGGAGAAAUAUAGUCGUCAGAUGCAAAUUUUUAGUCUCCAGUUUUUGUAAUGUAAAUGACGCAGCUCAGGGCUUGUGAUAUUUCGCGCGGUCGUGAAGCCAUGAAAUUCAGGUAAAUCCAAGAAAUUCACAAAAGCACGCAAAAUACCGCAAAAUUUGGUAGAAAUCUUAUGAGAUACGUGUCUGUACAACAUAUUUGAAAUUUAUCUCAGCAAAUUUAUCUUGAAACUUCGUCACUAAAACAUGCAAACAAUGUCCCGAAACUACCAGGCGUAGAUUAUGUUGUGAAAAACUGGGCACUAGCCAUGACGUUAAAGGCUUUGCCAUUGGUUCAUUUCUGGAGCGUAUUGUUGUUGACAGAGCAAAUGAUGACCUCUGUUUGAAAAACGUUAAAAAUGCUGGUCUGAUCAGCCAAUCGAUUUGUAGUGAAUUUUCCCUGAAAAUAACCACAAAAUUGGCCGUUUUUUCCAAUUGUUUUUAGGCGAAGUUUGCCCCGAAAAUUCCCAGGAAAUUGACCAAUUUUUCUGGGAAUUUGUCCCUAAAAAUCCUGCAAAAUUUUACUUAUUUUUCACAACCUAUGAGAACCCGUAUAGUAUGGCGCGAUCCAUCAGAUUUGAAAAUAUCAUCAAUAGAAGUCCGUAUAAAUUUGGAGAUAAACUGGCGUUGUUUAUGCGAUUUGGCACAUUUUUUAUGAUGAAAGCAAAGCAAGAUAAUGAAAUGUUUGUUUUAACUUCACUCUUUUAAUUUAAAUCUGGUUGCCAUUUUGGUGACUAAGCCAAAACUUUUAGUCGCCAAGGAGAAAAUGUUAGUUGCAUUGGCGACCUUAUCACUCACAAUUUCGAGCCCUGACGUGUCAUAAAGUAUUUAUAGUGGGGUUUCACUGUCCCUGCAAAAAGGCAAGAUAUCAACAUCCCCAAACAAGCCAGGGCUGGAGUGAAAACAAGAAUUGGGGCAAGUGGGAUUUCAAUUUGACUUGCUGAAUGCUCCCGAUCUUCUUGUGGCUCCAACACCAAAAACAACAGCAAUCACCUGCUUGUUUUGCCAGCUACACAGGCUAAUCAGCUAUGUAGCUAGACAUGUCAUAAAGUGUGUUGCAGUUAUUGAAAAAGUUAAUUAUUUGAAAAACUGUUUGUGUUUUUAAGUAUAUACCCAGUUGAUACAGUUGAGACUCUGGACAGUACACUCCUCUUAAGUAGACAGCUCUUCUUUCAGCUUAUAUCAGUUUUAUCACAUACCUGCCAUUAUGCUUCAAAACACCACUUGAAUUUUAUGCUUGUGCCUGAAUUACAGCAUUGCCAGAGCAACUGUAUCAAACAUUUUUUUUUGGUAUCCUGAUUAUUUAUUCAUCACAGAAAUGCACCCAUUGAUAAUAAUUGACGAUCAAUAAAAAUGACACAGUGAGAGUUAAUUAGUUAGAUUAGAUUAGAUUAGAUUACCACGUGUCAAAAGAAAUUGGGGGAAGCAAAGAACACAAUAUCAUGCCGUUUCCGAUUUUAACUCCCUCAGUCAGACUAUCAAAGACUCGAGGAAUGUAAAUAGUUUUAAACGUAAUGUUUUUAAGUUUUUGAUAUAGCUAUUUACGUUUAAUUUUUACUUAUACUUAUUUUUAAUUUUUUAUGCAUUUUUUGUAUCUUUUUAAUCCCUUUGCAAUUUUAUAGCUUUUUUUUGUUUUUAUAAUAUAUAAUUAUCUAGUUUUGAGGUCCUUUUUGAAAACCAUAUCUUUUAUGAAAAAGUUUCCUCAACAAAGAUGAUGAUUAUUUUUUUUAUUUUUGUCAAUCAAGAAAUCCCCUGUGUAUAUCCUUUUCCUGAUUAUUGUUCUUGCUAGGAAUACCACAAAAUUUUAAGAAUAAAACUUCACGCAACUAACAAUACUUCAGUCUAUCUGUCUAAAUUAACCAAUUAAAUUAGCACAUGUAAUUCAAACCCUUUAAAAUUGAUUCCAACACUUAAAAUAAUGGUAACAAUACCAGUUUGUAUUGUUUCUGCAUUGUUUCUGGAAAGUGUGAGAGUUGUCAAUCACUAUAAAGUUCAUAAGAGACCGAAAAUGGCUUUAUGGGUACCCCACUUUUCACAUUUCACAUUUAUCAAUGGAUGCCAAACUGCAAUGUUGUAGCUGAGUAAGCUCCCAUAAGCUGCAAAUGAUAUGACCCAUUCACCUCUAGUGGCUGCAGACGAGAACCAUUCUUGUAAGUGAUUAGCUUCAGUUAUGGACACAUUUCUCUCAUCUCAAGGGUGCCACUCACAUGAGCAUCUAUUCUAGUACAUGUACGUAGCUCCAGUAUCACAUCAACUGGCUUGUGUAUGGGUGUGAUAUGAGAACAUUUCAUCUGCCUUUAGCCUCCCAGGCAGACAUUCUUAUUGGUUUCUUUUUUGUUGUUGUUUUAGUGAUGAAAGUGUCAAGUUCUUUUGCUUUCAAGUAUUAGAGCAUCAUAUAAAAACAAGGUAAAAUUAAACAUUGAUAAUUUCUCAUUAUAAUGAUUAAUAAUAAAUUUUACAUAAUUAUUAUAAUGUGGCAUCCAUUUUAAAAUUAAUCUUCCUUCCAUGGAAAAAUCAAAAAGGUUUUAUUCUGUUGGUUGAUCUGCCAUUUUAAAGUUUUGUCUGCCAAAUUAUUCUGAAUAACUCUUAUUAAAAGAUGUUAUCUGAAAAUUUAAUUUUUAAAUAUUUACUCACUUGGCUCACUUGGUAUGAUAUUAUGUAGGCUAUUAUGACGAAAAACAUUCAACUAGAGACAAUUGGGUUUAAUUGUUUUCUUACCAGGAAUAACUUACAAACAUUUGAUCAUUAGCUGUAUUCAGUAUAAACAUGCUUCAGUCUCCUGUACUGUACAAGAGAUCUUGGAUGAUCUUGUCUAAGUGUGUGAUCCUGCCCAAAAAAUGGCUAUUUUUUUUUUAUUUUUAUUUUGUGCACAGACAUGUGUCAUCAAAUCUUGUAGAUCAACAAGCACUCAGAGAGAUUCUUUUGACCUGGCUACGAAAUCAGGUACACUAGGCUAAUUUACUCUACAGUAGAAUCCCAAGGAACAUUUUCUCUUUUUUUGCCCCUCACCCUAGAUUGCAAUGUCUGUCUUUAGGUGAAAAAGGAUGUCUUGCUAAUACCUUUGACAUAUUAUUAUGGCCUAGACUCUCUGUCUGUCUUUAAUCAAAAUUGAAACAACUUGUUUUAUGUCAAAAGGUAGAGCAAAAUUGUCAAACUUUGUUUUUUAUAGUUGUGCAAAGAUACCUAAAAGUGGGCUAUAUAAGUGCAUUGGUUUGCAAAGCCAUGAGAGUCUUCCUAGCACCUUUGUUCUUUGAAUUCUUAUACCUACACUGUAACGGUAAUUGUAACAUUUUCACUGCGAUUUUUCAUUGACCCUUGUUGUAACUUUUCAGUGUUGUACCGAGUCAGAUAACAAGAAUUUCUUGAAGAACAAGGCAGCACAAGUCUUCAGCUUGAUCUUUGUCUGUGAUUAUCCUGAGAAGGUUAGCUGAUUUAUUGUUAUUUUAAGUGUAAUGAGCGCGAAUACUGAUACCCGAAAUUGUAACUUGCGCUCAGAUUUCAUUCAAUGUGAGAGAACUUCAUUUAAUUUCCUGCCUCUUUCACAAGCUCAGCCAGCAAGAAAAACAUUUUUUUUGCAUUUAAGGCUAUUGAUAAUCAGGUAACAACUGCAACUCUUGAUGAAAGUGGGUGUCCAUGAUGACCAGGGUCUUGCACUUUUGUCACAGUCAGCCCUUAGACAGUGUUAUGCCCUCAUGGCUGGUAAACUCGCGCCUUCCAGCCAUGAGCCCCUACACCAAUGGAACCAGGCACCUGUGGGAAGGGUUGGGGGAAAGGCACAAUCCAAAGGCUGAACAAAGCGAGUAAUCAUCUUGAAAGCAUUGCACUAAGCACAUGGAGCUGAUGUUAGCAAAGGUGACUACGCUUGGGCCACCACACUGACUGCUGAGCAACAACACACAAUGGCCCUCCUUGUUAUUAACUGCGUUAAAUGUUGUUUCACUUCAUGUUACAUUUCUCUUCUCCCUGUAGUGGCCGCUGUUUUUCUCAGACCUCCUCCAGUGCUUGCAAUAUGGAGCAUUAGCAGUGGAUAUGUAUCUUAGGAUUUUGAAGGCAAUUGAUGAGGAAGUGGUUGAUAGAGAUGUGAUAAGGAGUCAACAGGUUAAUUUUGUGAAUUGUUUUAAAAACUGUAAUGCUACAAUUUCCAUUGGUGAAAAUAUAUCUCCAACAGAGAGGGGUACAAUAAACAGAAAUUAAUAACCUAUUCAAUCUAUAAAAUAUUGUACUACCUGACAUCUCAUACGAGCAGCUUGCAGCCACUGAAGUUGAAGCCAUUUUAGUGGGUGUCUGUAAAGCGGGUUUGGACUGUACCUAAAUUUUUUAUUUGCCUAAUAUAAAAGCUUGUUAAAGUUUGUCAUUCAAGUUGUUUUUGUUGUGACAAAGUCCACCAUGCCCCCCCCAUGAAGUUGCCGGUGCUAAUAUGAUUCGAAACAUGCUGUGCAAAGGGCUACGCUGUAGAUGUGUGAAAUUGCUCCUUAUGAAAAUCAAAAUCCUUUGGAGUUAAAUCACUGCUUCUAGAAUCUUGCUUGUCACGUCUUGAAACUUGUGUAAGACUCAAAGAUUUGAUUUAAGACUGUCAACUUUUGUGGAGUUUCCGUUAUUUGUACUUGUACAAGUUUGUAAAACCAUUUACUGAUCAAUCAGUUUAGAAGCUGAACGAAAUUUUUCUUCCAUGAACAGGAAGCAGAGAGGAACACAAAAAUUAAAGAUCACAUCAGGGAUACGUGCGUCACAGAGCUCGUUGACUCUUGGUUUCAGAUUCUGGUAGGUGGGAAUCUUGUAUUUUGGUACAACAAUGAGGUUGAGGUUUUGCUGACGGUUUUUUUUAUUACGUUUUGUAUGCAGAAAACAUAUGAAAAUAGUGUGUCAUCAAUAACAUGCCUUUGCCUGGACAUCAUUGGAGCAUAUAUUGAAUGGAUCGAUAUUGGCCUAAUUGCAAACGACAGGUUUAUCAGGUAACAUUCAUUGAAUAGGGGCAGAGUAAAACUAAUGCAGACUGUAGACUCAGACUGUAGACUAUGCGGAAUAAUAUUUUUAGGGUUAGAAAACAAUGGGACUUUUGGUGAAAGAAUGAAAGAUGGUAAAAUUUGAAUGUACACCCUGUGGUAUAAUAUAUGGCCUCCCUCUCCGUGAGUUCUGCGUAGGUCAAGUGGAUAGAGCAUCUGCCCGGUGUUUGGAAGGUCAUAGGUUUGAAUCCUGUCAGGGACUCAGAUUUUUUCUUUGUCCCACGCUCGUGACAUGCUGAUUAUUUUAUUUUUCACAAUAUUACUUUUGUUGUCACAUUGUCAUUUGCUUUGUGAAAACAAUAGUCAUCAGUCUGUGUUUUACGCUGACUGAUGGUAAAAAUGUUUCCUUUGCUCUGUGUUAUUGUUUGCUUUCAAUUCUCAUAAAGUCAGUUUUUGCAAGUAGCCUGUCAGUGGUUGGAGUCAACUGGCAGCUAAUAAUAUGGAAAAGCAUCAUUUCUCAAUGCUGAAAAAAGAGGAUUUUACUAUUAGCAGAACCUUUGAUUUUGUGUCCUGCUUACAAAUUGAUCAUGUUUCUUUGUAGUACCUUUCUCCGGUACAUGUCAGUUGAAGUUCUUCGGGAGAGCGCUUGUGAUUGCAUACAUGAGAUUAUCAUGAAGGGAAUGGAGCCACUGGCAAAGAAAGAACUGGUGGAAUCUCUUCUGAGUGUUCUGGAGAAAAGCAGCAUCCUUGAACCACAAGAGGUAAAAUGAUUAUUCAUGUGUAAGCGUAACAUUUUUGUCCAAGACUGUAGCUUCAAUACGCAGUUUCCUCCAUAUUCCCAGAGGUGAAUGGGUGAAUGUAUUUUUUGUUUAAUUUGUCAUUUGAAUCAUCACUUUUAGGAUGAAGAUGCUGACUUCAUGGCCAAGUUAGCAAAACUGACGAGUGCUUCAGGGUCUCAGCUUCUAAACAGCUACACUAAGUAA